Strongyloides ratti is the source of this 1077-nucleotide messenger RNA. Its product is annotated as Globin family and Globin-like domain and Globin, structural domain-containing protein. Bases 1 to 1077 code for a protein of 358 amino acids. NCBI's taxonomy places the organism in Eukaryota, Metazoa, Nematoda, Chromadorea, Rhabditida, Strongyloididae. Gene Ontology annotation, molecular function: oxygen binding; heme binding. The record is from RefSeq and is a predicted model, not a curated record. The transcript has 3 exons.
AUGGGGCAAACGGCAUCCAAAGAAACUUCUAGUAUUAAUAAAAAUUAUUCAAAAAGAGGUAGAUGUAAAAGUAGUGAUGGAAAAUUUAAGAAUCAUGUUCAUAUAAAAAAUAUUGGUUCUCCUGAAGAUAAUCAUUGUAUUAUAAAUAAUGAUCCAUAUGGUAGAAGAAUAUCAAAUACCUCAUCAGACAAUUCAUCAAAUGCUAUUGAAAUAAAAUUUAAUAGUAUUAUAAAAAAAAAUUCAUCAAAAGAAUUUUUAACAACACAUCAACGUGCACUUUUAGUAAAAUCUUGGAAUAAAUCCCAAAAAACUGGUCUUGAUAAUAUUGGUGCUAUGAUAUUUUUUAAAAUUUAUGUUAAUGAUAAUUCUGUUGGUAAAAUGUUUGGCCUUCAAGGAAUUCCUUUAUCUGAAUUAAAAUAUAAAAAAAUCUUUCAAAAUCAUGCUAUGACAUUUACUAGAUCAUUAGAUUUUUGUAUAUCCAAUUUGGAUAAUAUAGAUGUUCUUUGUAAAUAUUGUUAUAAUUUAGGUAGAAGGCAUGUUGCUUUUGCUAAAAGAGGUUUUAAAAUGUCAUAUUGGGAUACAUUUGCUGAAGCAUUAACUGAAUGUGCAAUAGAAUGGGAAGGAGGUUUUAGGUGUAGAGAUGUAUUACAAGGAUGGAGAAAAUUAAUAACUUUUAUUAUUGAUAACAUGAGAUAUGGUUAUAUUGAUGAAAAAAAAUCAGGUGGAACUGGUGAUAUAAGUGUUAUGGGAAAUAUGGUAAAUUAUCAUAAUCGUCAUUUACCAAAUAAAGAAUAUAUCACAACUGAUAUAGAGUAUAAGGAUGAAAGUAAUUUAGGAAAUGCUUAUAAUGAGGAGGAAUUUAAUUUAAGAAAUGAAACUUAUAUAAAUGAAAUAGAAGAAAAUAAUAUUGAAGAAUCAUCUUCCGGAUGUCCGAUGGCUCAUAUGAUGAUAGUAAUGAAUAAUGCCGAAAAAUUGUCAUUAAAUGAAGAGAGACUAAGUAACUUUGCUAAUACCUACCAAGGCAAUUUAUCUAUUCCAAGAUGUCAUAGAGUAAUUCGAAGAUCCAGUCCAAAUUAA